Radiomyces spectabilis is the source of this 1082-nucleotide messenger RNA. RefSeq lists its product as uncharacterized. NCBI's taxonomy places the organism in Eukaryota, Fungi, Mucoromycota, Mucoromycetes, Mucorales, Radiomycetaceae. The coding region runs from base 139 to 651 and encodes 170 amino acids. The transcript has 2 exons. The record is from RefSeq and is a predicted model, not a curated record.
UUGAGUGCAGAAUAAUAAAAAUAGAUGGAACCCCAGUCGAUAGAGAUGCCUGGAUACAAUUUCCAGUCCCCGUGCCGAAUCGAAUCAUCUGACAACCACUGAUUCCAUAUUUAGUAUAGAGCGUUAAACUGCGAGAGGAUGGAUACGAAUCAAUUAACGGAACCGAUGCGAUUUGUUCCUGUAUUUGCAUUCCGAAAAUGCAGUAAAUGUCCCUUUUUUCCUGAUUCUUUUUAUUAUGCGAUAAAGCAUUGGUUGGGACGUAAAUAUAUAUGGUUGAAUGGCUAUGGUUUACUGGCCAGGUCGAGAGCUGGUCUGUAUCACGAUUUUUCUACGUUACCGUGGAUUUUGAAACGAGGGGACGUCCGCCGUUACUACGUUGGGACCUGGGUUCACUUUUGGGGUCCGUGGAUUCCAUUGCAACUUAGUAUUAUUAGAAGAUGGAUCGGACGAUCUUGGAUUGAAAAAUGUCGGCAUGGGAUGACAACAAGAGAAAGUAGAGAGAGAAAAGAAAGAAGGAAGAAAUUAGACACAAAUGCGGAAUCUAUUAUCAUGAAUGAGCCGAUGUUCUCGGGUUUCCUUUUAGGAAUUUUUUUUCCAAUGACGAUUGCAAUGCCUAAACAGAUGAUCAUAUUAUUUUUUCUGGUAUGUUAGAUAAGAUGCGAAGCUGGAUCCUCCCGGUAUAAUGUUCAAUCAUCCUCCGGUUGUUUUAGCUGUGGACUAGGAACCCUACAAGACAAGCAUCUAGCAUGAACUCGGCGUUUACCCAAGAAUGGGUCAGCACUGUCACCCCAAAAUUGAUCCGUUAGAAUAUCUUGGAUGACUGUUGCUUCCCCAACAACACCUACUGAACAAUUUCGUCCCGUCUCUUCCAGCAAUGCGCAUCAGAUCUUUUACACCGCCCGGAUGGAAUUUCAUGUACGGCGUAAUGUUAUAAAUCUUUCCCUGAAUGACGGUCCAAGCAUCGUCUAGGGUUUUGUGUUGCUUUACGUCGUCUAAAGUAUAUCGGCCCAACUGAGAUACGCCCUGGGUACAUGGUGCAUUCCUGAUUAGUACCGAAGCAGAAUGUGAGAAGAAAUGGAUUG